AUGGGGUUCAGCACGGAGGCCGAAUUUGACCAGGCCUACAACACAGUGCAAAAUACAUUCGCGACCGGAGCCACCAAGGACAAAGAAUGGCGGCGGCAACAACUCAAGCGCACCUGGUGGAUGAUCGAAGACAACAAGGAUCGCAUCUGCGCCGCGCUCUUUACCGAUCUCCACCGGCACCGCUACGAAACGGGUCUCUCGGACAUUGCGAUGUUGCAGAAUGACAUCCUGCGCACGCUCGAGAAGCUGGACGAGUGGACAAAGGACGAGAAGCCCACUCGCUGGGAUAUAAUAAAUUUCAUGGGCGGCACCCGAGUGCGGAAAGAGCCCAAGGGCGUGGCGCUCAUCAUUGGCGCCUGGAAUUUCCCAUUUCUCCUACUGCUUCAGCCCAUGCUCGCCGCUAUUGCGGCAGGUUGCGCGAUGAUUCUGAAGCCAUCUGAUAUGGCACCUGCGGCGCAGGAUCUGCUGAUGGAGAUCCUCCCGCAGUAUCUGGAUGGAAGUGCUAUUCGUUGCAUCAGUGCCGGCCCGCAGGAGAUGCCGCAUAUAUUGGACCAGCGUUACGACCAUAUCUUCUACACGGGGUCGGGCAAUAUUGGCAAAAUCGUGCAUGAGGCAGCUGCGAAACACCUCACUACCGUUACGCUCGAACUGGGAGGUCAAGCCCCAGCGAUUGUUACGGCCAACGCCAACGUUGAUCUCUCGGCCAAGCACAUCGCUGCCACCAAGUUUACCAACGCGGGCCAGAUCUGCCUCAACGUCAACCAUGUCCUUGUGGACCCAACCGUUCGUGAAGCGUUCGUGAACAGCAUGAUCCAGCACUUUGACAUCUUCAUGGGAGGGAGAGACACCAAGCCCGAGUACUACACGCACAUCAUCAACGACCGCAACUUCGACCGCCUGGACCGACUCCUCACCUCAACAUCAGGCAAGAUCGUCUACGGCGGCCGACGCGAUCGCUCAACCCGAUUUUUCGCGCCCACCAUCGUCACCGGCGUGAAACCCGGCGACUCGCUCCUCUCCGAAGAGCUCUUCGGCCCGAUCCUGCCCGUCAUGGACGCAGACCUCGACAGUGCACUCACGUACACCCGCUCCGGCGACCGACCCCUCGGCAUCUACGCUUUCACCGAGAAGCAAGCUGAGAAGACCCGGGUCCUGGACGAGACCCAGUCCGGCGGCGUGACCUUCAACGACUGCACGCUGCACGUCGUGGCGUGCGACGCACCCUUCGGCGGCACAGGUCCCUCCGGCCAGGGCUACUACCACGGCCCGCACGGCGUGCGCGAGUUCUCACAUCUGCGCACAUACGUGGAUGCCCUGCCGGCGUGGAUGGAGUGGCUCAUGGACGCACGGUACCCGCCAUACUCGGUCGAGAAGCUGAAUAAGCUUGCGCCGGCUGUGAAGCCGUCGUUUGAUCGGGAGGGCAAUGAUACCUCGCGCGCGUUGACGAAGUGGGUUGUUGGCCUUGGGGCGCUGGUGUUCUCAGUGGCUGUUGUGGUGCCGCGCCAGCAGGUUCAGACGCUAUUUGCUCGGCUGGUGAAUCGCAAUUGA
Messenger RNA from Penicillium canariense, 1548 nucleotides. Its product is annotated as aldehyde dehydrogenase family protein. The coding region runs from base 1 to 1548 and encodes 515 amino acids. Gene Ontology annotation, cellular component: cytoplasm. Lineage: Eukaryota; Fungi; Ascomycota; Eurotiomycetes; Eurotiales; Aspergillaceae. Gene Ontology annotation, molecular function: aldehyde dehydrogenase (NAD+) activity. Gene Ontology annotation, biological process: aldehyde metabolic process. The record is from RefSeq and is a predicted model, not a curated record. The transcript is spliced from 3 exons.